CUCUGCUUUGAAGCAUUGGGCGGAGGACUCUAUGCUAUCAGAGGAGUCUUCUUCAGGUCCCUCAAACCAGAUGGUGGUGUGUACGCCUCAAAUUUCUACCGCUCCAAGUAUUAACCUCAUGGUCAACCUAAAUGAUGCAGGAUGUUGGAGGAGAAGGCGAAGACAGAUGUCGAAUCUCAUCCAGAUUUAUGAGGAGUUUUCGAGGGAAUCGGGAGAGGUCGCAUCUGAGUCAAAUUCCCCUGCAAAUUCCGUCCAAAGCUCCCAACAUAUCAUCGAUGAGGUAAGGGCAACUAUGGCUAUUAGGUCUCAAUUGAAUGUUAAUUUUCGUCCCAAUGAUGAUCGAAUUUGAAAAAGAUGAUUGAGCUCGAGAUUAAGGAGGCUUCCCUCGUGUGUGAGAGGGGGGCUGGUAAUUAGUUUUGUCAGAAUAACUAAUUGCGGUGACCUCAUUUGGGCCAGUCGGUUUCAUGCAGAUUAUGUCUUGGAAUAUUAGAGGAGUAGGGAGUAGGGGAAAAAGGAGAUUUUUGUCGAAAUUAAUUAAGAAAAGGAAACUGGAUAUGUUGUUUGUUCAGGAGACUAAAUUGGAGUCAGUGGAUCGCUUUAUGUUGCAACGUAUUUGGGGGACUAGCAACUUUGAGUUCACCUGCUCUAAUUCUGAGGGUGCGUCUGGGGGUUUACUUAUUGUAUAGAAUGGUGUGUUUUUUAUAAAGCAUCUUCGGUGGCUAUUCAUAGAUCGUUCAUUCUCGUGCAAGGGACAAUUGAUGGUUUCCUGUGGACAAUUGAUGGUUUCCUGUGCACCUUAGUGAAUGUCUAUGCCCCUAAUAUAGUUGUCUCCCGUAGAGAUCUCUGGGAGGAAUUAUUGAUCCUUAAAUCUAACUCCUUGGACUCGUGGUGCAUUAGGGGGGAUUUCAAUUAAAUUAAGGAUGUGACGGAAAGGGUGGGAUGUUUGAGGGUGGAGAGAGGUAUGAGGGACUUUAUGGAGUUUUGUAACAACAUGGAAGUUUUGGAUAUUCCUAUGAUGGGUAGGAAGUUUACUUGGACUAAUUAUCAUGACCAUGCUAUCCACAGUCGCUUGGACAGAUUUCUGUUGUCUCAUAAUUUUCUUGACAGGUUCAUGGUCCUUCAAUGGGGUCUACCCAGGCCAACUUUGGACCAUUGUCCGAUUAUGCUUCUUGAUGAUAAUAAGGAUUGGGGUCCUAAACCAUUUAGGUUUCAGGACAUUUGGCUUUCUGAUCCUAAAUGCUUACUACUAGCUAAACAAAUGUGGGAGGAGGUCCAAAUGAACGGAUGGGCUGGUUUUAUCAUUGUUCAGAAGAUAAGAGCUAUCAAAGACAGAUUGAAGGUGUGGAAUAAUUAAAGAGGAAUUUGGGGAUAUUAAUUGUGCUCUUCAAGACACCGAAGCCAAAAUACAUCAGUUUGACAUCCUAGCGAAAGAUAGACUUUUGAAUGAUGAGGAAAAAGCGCAAAGGUGUGUUGUUCAGUUAGAAUUUUGGAGACUCUCAAAACUUUCGAAAUCCCUUUGGAAACAAAAAUCUAGAGUAAAGUGGUUGAAGUUGGAGGACAGAAACACUAGAUUCUUUCAAAUUACAGCUAACAAUAGAUUCAAGAGGAACUUGGUGGGUUUAGUAGCGGUUAAUGGGUGUGUGUUGGUAGAGCCAAAACAAAUAAGAGAAGUCGCUAUGGAUUUCUUUCAAAGCAAUUUUUCAGAGGAAAUGAGGAUCAGACCAGGGUUGGGAGGGGUGUUUUCCAGGAAACGAAGUUCGGAGACAGCAAUACAUCUUGAGAGACAGUUUGAGGAGAAGGAAAUUUUUGUCGCCAUGCAAGGAUGUAGCAGCCUUAGGGCUCCUGGACCCGACGGCUUCAAUUUCACCUUUGUAAAGAAAAGUUGGGACUUUAUGAAGGGGACGGACGGUCUUCUGAUUCUUUUCUGAGUUUCAUGCGAACGCGAAGCUAACUAAAGGUAAUCAGGAGAUCGAAUAACAGAAUCCUCUACAAGAUGAUCAGUACUAGGGUGAGGACCUCCCAGCUGAGGAAGGGGAGUUUUGUCAAGUCUUGGAUGCUUUACCCUUAGAAGCUCUGUUAAUUUGGAGUAAUGUUAUUUAAAUAUCCAAAAGUGUUAUCAUAUUUGUCAAACCCUAUUUUAUUUUUGUUGAGUUAUAAGACAAUUAAGUAGUUUUGAAUUUAGUAUUUGAGAUUUCCACUACUAACUCUGUUUUAAUAAAAUUUUACUUCUUAAAUCAGUUUUAUGAAUUAUUAAAUCAAUUAAAAAUGAUUUAAUUAACGUGUUCGAAAAUCGGGGCGUUACAUCCAAUGUCCUUCAAAGAGUAUAGACCUAUUAGUAUGGUGGGAUGGGUCUUCAAAGUCCCCUCUAAAGUGUUGGCGAACAGAAUUAAAGUGCACAUGCCAACUGUGAUUGGGGAAGCCUAAGCAGCCUUUGUGGGUGGGAAACAAAUUUUGGAUGGCGUCCUCAUAGCAAAUGAGGCUAUCCACAGUGGGAAACAUAGCGUGCGUGGGGGACUUAUUCUGAAACUAAACUUCGAAAGGGCGUAUGAUUGUGUUAACUAGAAUUUUUUGAUUGAUAUGCUUUCAAAGUUUGGUUUUAGGGACAGGUGGUGUGGCUGGAUUUUCGAGUGUUGUUCAUCGGUCUCUAUGUCCAUAUUGAUCAAUGGUUCAGCUUCUAAGGAAUUUAAGCACUCAACAUAAUGUUGGAAAGAGCUAGGGUGAGAAAUAUCAUUAAAGGGACUAAAUUGGGGUGUAAUGGGGUUUCGAUAUCGCACUUACAGUUUGCGGACGACACCAUCCUCUUUUGCAAUAAUGAUCCGGAAGAGAUGACUAAUAUCAAAAGAAUCCUCAGAUGCUUCCAAUUGAUGUCAAGUCUGAGAAUCAAUUUCUCAAAGAGUUCCCUAUGUGGUAUGAAUGUACCCCAAGAUGUUGUGGUCGUAUUGGCUCAAAUAAUGGGGUGCAAAGUGGAACAACUUCCCAUUAAAUACCUAGGGCUGCCGUUGGGUGCGAACCCAGGUAGGAUUAAAACUUGGGAUCCUGUUAUUGAAAGGACUGAAAAGGUUCUGAGUGUUUGGAGGUCUCGGUGCAUCUCGACAGGGGGAAGGUUGACUCUUAUCAACUCCAAUACUGGUAAUGUCCCUAUUUAUUUCAUGUCUCUAUUUAAAAUGCCAGUUGUAGUAGCAAGCAAAUUGGAGAAACUACAAAGACAGUCCUUUUGGGGUGACUCGAUCGACAAAAAGAAGAUGCAUUUGGUUAAAUGGGAGGAGAUAACAAGGAAGAAAGAUGAUGGUGGGUUAGGGGUGAAGAGAAUGCUACAGCAGAACCUAGCACUCUUGGCCAAGUGGUGGUGGCGUUUUGGUAACAAUAAAGAGCCUCUCUGGGCAAAAGUCAUUAUUAGAGGAGAAUAUGGGUUGGAUGUAAAUUGUUGGCUUCCAUACAGCUACGGUGCAAGCUCCACUUUGAAAAUUUGGGCAGACAUUUGCUCCUUGGAGAACCCUUCAUCCCAUCUGGGGUACUCCAUUUGAGAGGGCUUUGGAAUUAAAGUAAACUCAGGGAAUGCUACUUUGUUUUGGGAACACAUCUAGUUCGGUGAACUACCGUUAAAAGAAGCUUAUCCAAGAUUGUUCCUAUUAUCUUCUCAACAGGGAGAAAUGAUCAGCAAUAUGAGGGGA
Rhododendron vialii is the source of this 3671-nucleotide messenger RNA. RefSeq lists its product as uncharacterized. NCBI's taxonomy places the organism in Eukaryota, Viridiplantae, Streptophyta, Magnoliopsida, Ericales, Ericaceae. The record is from RefSeq and is a predicted model, not a curated record. The coding region runs from base 2700 to 3524 and encodes 274 amino acids. The transcript has 2 exons.